This is a messenger RNA of Plenodomus lingam JN3, 3135 nucleotides long. RefSeq lists its product as uncharacterized. Gene Ontology annotation, biological process: endoplasmic reticulum unfolded protein response. The record is from RefSeq and is a predicted model, not a curated record. Lineage: Eukaryota; Fungi; Ascomycota; Dothideomycetes; Pleosporales; Leptosphaeriaceae. Gene Ontology annotation, molecular function: ATP-dependent protein folding chaperone; ATP binding. Gene Ontology annotation, cellular component: endoplasmic reticulum chaperone complex.
AUGGCCCCACCAGGGCGUCGGAGAGCUAAUCUCUCCCCAGCGGCCAUCCUGCUUGGUCUUGUGUUUCUCUUCUCCUCCACCGCCUCCGCUGCGUCUGCUGUUGUCGGAAUCGAUCUCGGAACCGAGUACAUCAAAGCCGCUCUCGUCAAGCCCGGCAUCCCCCUCGAAAUUGUACUCACAAAGGAUGCAAGGCGCAAAGAGACCUCUGCCGUUGCUUUCAAACCCUCCAAGAGCGGGCCGCUUCCUGCUGGCUCUUUUCCCGAGCGUUUCUAUGGCUCCGAUGCCAUCGCCCUCCAGGCCCGCUUUCCGGGCGACGUGUACCCAAAUCUCAAGCAUCUCUUGGGUGUGAAUAGUGACAAUGAUGUGGUCAGCGUGUACAAGGAGCGAUACCCCGCCCUUGAGGUUACGGGCACAGAGGGUCGCAAGACUGUGAGCUUCAAGAGCGGCGUCUUUGCGGCCGAGGAGGAUAAGACUUACUCAGUAGAGGAGCUGCUAGCCAUGGAGCUGAAGAGUGUGCGUGAGAACGCAAAAGCGAUGGCUGGUAAAGGCUACGACGUCCAGGAUGCUGUAUACACGGUCCCGCCUUUCUACACGGUUGAAGAGAGGCGUGCGCUCGAGGUCGCCUCGCGAUUGGCUGGCUUGAAUGUUCUCAGCAUGGUUUCGGAUGGUGUGGCCGUCGGUCUCAACUAUGCCAUGGGCAGGACUUUCCCAGACAUAACAAAGGACGGUAACAAGCCAGAGAUCAACCUGGUCUUCGACAUGGGCGCUGGAUCGACUACGGCAACUCUCCUGAAGUUUCAGGGUCGGUCGGUCAAGGACAUUGGCAAGCGCAACAAGACUAUCCAAGAAGUCCAGGUUCUCGGAGCCGGUUGGGACAGGACCCUGGGAGGCGAUGCGCUCAACACUCUCAUCGUCGACGACAUGGUCUCGCAAUUCGUAGAGCUCCCAGGAGCGAAGAGUGCAUCCAUCACAACCGAGAAGGUCAAGUCCCACGGACGCACCGCUGCAAAACUCUUCAAGGAGGCCGAACGCGUUCGCCAAGUCAUCAGCGCCAACACGGAGACGGCUGCCUUUUUUGAGAGCUUCUACGAGGAUAUAGACUUCCGCUACAAGCUCACGCGCUCCAAGCUCGAGGAACUUUCUGCUGCGUACGCGUCCCGCAUUGAGGCACCAGCCAUCCAGGCUUUGGAAGCCGCUGGCCUCGAGUUCAAGGAUGUCGACUCUAUCAUUGUGCACGGAGGUGCGACUCGCACACCCUUCAUUCAGAGCCGGCUAGAGGCUCUUGCUGGUAAAGGCAAGAUCAGAGCCAAUGUGAACGCCGACGAGGCAGCUGUUUUUGGCGCCGCCUUCAAGGCUGCUAGUCUGAGCCCUUCAUUCCGCGUCAAGGAGCUACGGGACUCGGACACUCAAGGCUAUAACCAUGGCAUCCAGUACUCUUUUAACCUCAAGGAGCGCGAUCAGAAGAUUUUCACACCCAACACUAAGUUGGGUGCCACCAAAGACCUACCUUUCCAGAUGAUGGGUGAGUUUGAGUUCACCCUCUACGAAGCUGUUCCUGGAGCAAAGGGCGAUGUAUCAAAGCAACCUACUCUGCACUUUCAGAGUGGAAACCUAACCAAGGUCGUCACCAAGAUGAUUAAUGAAGAAAAGUGUGACCGUGACAGCUUCAACAACUAUGUCAAGGUCAGGCUGAGUCCCAUCACUGGGACCCCAGAGGUUCUUUCUGCUUGGGUCACUUGCGAAGCCGAGACUGAAGGAACCAAGGGCGGUAUUGUCGAUGGUGUCAAGAACCUGUUCGGCAUGGGUGGCAAGAAAGACCAGGACCCAUUGAAGGAGAGCGAGGAGUCAAGCUCUUCCGCUUCUGCUUCAGCCUCAUCCACUUCGUCUUCAGCCUCCUCCUCCUCCUCCUCCUCCUCCAAGUCAGCGAAGGGUGCGAAGAGUACCGAUGCAGCAAAGGCUGAGGAAAAGCAAGUCAAGCUCGUCCGAUCCGCCAUCACCUUCGAAAUUACUCAACUAGGUUAUGAGAAGCACCCUCGUAAAGAACUCAAGCGCAUGCAGGACAGACUUGCUGCUUUUGAUGCCUCUGACAAGGCUCGUCGUGUUCAGGAAGAGGUUCUGAACUCUUUGGAAGCUUUUACUUAUCGUGCUCGUGACUACCUCGAGGACGAAGACUUUAUUGCCGCAUCUACCGCGGCCGUACGUACGUCACUGGAGAGCGCUCUUAGCACUACCUCGGACUGGAUCUACUCUGAGGGUGCAGAGGCCAGUGAGAAGGUACUCAGGGCCAAGUUGAAGGAACUCGAGGACAUUGUCAACCCUGUAUUGAGGCGCAAAGACGAGGCAGCCAAGCGCCCUGAUGCUAUCAAAGAACUCAAGGAUACUAUUGCUCACCUUAAGGAGGUUGAAAAUCUAGUCAGCGAUCAAAUCAAGACGCAAUCGGUGGAAAGCUCGAAGAGUAGUGAAGCGGUGUCAAGAGCUUCUGCUUCUCCUUCUCCUUCGCCUUCGGCGGAUCCCAUGGCCGAACUUGACGAGGAAGCUGCAACGACAUCUGCACCUGCUGAGCCAGAAAUCACCGAGGUACCCACCAUCUACACUGAAGACGAUCUGGAGACUGUUCAGAAAUCUGCCAGCAAAGCCCAAGAAUGGCUUGACGAGGCGGAAGUGAAGCAAAGCAAGCUUGGUCUGACAGACGACCCAGCUGUUACCGUCAAGGAGAUUCUAGCAGAGAAGAAGAAGCUAGACGACAUGGUCAUGGAGCUCAUGAUGAAGAAGAUGCGAGCCUUCAAGCCGCCCGUGCAAAAACCCAAGCCCAAGCCCAAAGCCAAGCCCGCAAAGAAAAAGGCUGACAAAAAGGACAAAAAGGACAAAAAGGCCAAACCGAGCGAGGACAAGCCGGCCGAGGGCGAUGAGCAGCCCACGGCCGAAGAGCUCGAGGCCGCCCUCAAGCAGGCGGGCAUCAACACGGAGGGCAUCAAGCUCAAGAAUGUGGGCAACCAGGAUGAUGAGGUCGAGGAUGAGGCGGGCAGGAAACUGAAGAAGUUGAACAUCAACCCAGACUCCACAGAGGAGGAAAUCUUGGCGGCUAUGGAUGACUUGAUCAAGGAUAAGGAUGACAAGAAGCACGAUGAGUUGUAA